Lactuca virosa is the source of this 4819-nucleotide messenger RNA. The record is from the annotation of a GenBank genome assembly. NCBI's taxonomy places the organism in Eukaryota, Viridiplantae, Streptophyta, Magnoliopsida, Asterales, Asteraceae.
CCACCACCACCUGCACCCAACACCAUUAAACCCCUUUCCCCACCUCUACAUCUCAUAUUUCCGGCAUCUUCUUUCUCUCUGCAGACACCAUCUCUGUGUCUCUCUCUACACACGAACAGCCAUGGUGACAGAAAAACGCCAACCACUGCAAUCGAGCACCACAGACAACAUCCCACCACCUACCAAACCCGCCGCCACCAAAGCCGGGAGAACCAUUGAAGAAACUUAUCAGAAGAAGACUCAACUCGAGCACAUCCUUCUCCGGCCCGAUACUUACAUUGGAUCUAUCGAAAAACAUGAACAGACGCUUUGGGUAUGGGAGGAUGAUCAGAUGGUGAAAAGAUCUAUCUCGUACGUCCCUGGACUCUACAAGAUCUUCGACGAAAUUCUCGUGAAUGCUGCGGAUAACAAGCAGAGAGAUCCUAAGAUGGACUCUGUUAAGGUCACGAUCGAUGUCGAGAAGAAUUUGAUUAGCGUGUAUAAUAACGGCGAUGGAAUUCCGGUUGAGAUUCAUCAAGAGGAAGGUGUUUAUGUGCCUGAAAUGAUUUUUGGUCAUCUACUGACGAGUAGUAAUUACGACGAUUCCAUCAAGAAGACUACUGGUGGGAGAAAUGGUUAUGGUGCGAAGCUUGCUAACAUCUUCUCCACUGAGUUUACACUCGAGACUGCAGAUGGGAAGCGUAACAGACGUUACAAACAGGUGUUCUCAAACAACAUGGGGAAGAAAUCUGAGCCAACCAUAACAAAGUGCAAGAGUGGUGAAAACUGGACAAUGGUUUCAUUUAAGCCUGAUUUAACAAAAUUUGGCAUGGAAUGCCUUGAAUCAGAUGUUGUUGCUUUGAUGAAGAAGCGUGUGGUUGAUUUAGCAGGCUGCCUUGGAAAGAGUGUGAAAGUUGAACUUGAUGGAAAACGUGUUCCUCCUAAAACAUUUGAAGACUAUGUCAAACUUUAUCUACAAUCAUCUCAAGAACCCCUAAGGAUUUACGAGAAAGUUAAUGAAAGAUGGGAGAUUUGUGUUAGUAUGGCUGAUGGGCAUUUUGAACAGGUGAGUUUUGUGAACAAUAUUGCUACAAUAAAGGGAGGGACACAUGUUGAUUACAUAACCAAUCAGAUAGCCAAUCAUCUUGUGGCUGUUGUCAAGAAACAGAACAAACAUGCAACCCUCAAGGCCCACAAUGUAAAAAAUUACUUAUGGGUAUUUGUCAAUGCUCUUAUUGACAAUCCUGCAUUUGAUUCACAAACAAAAGAAACAUUAACAAUCAAACAAAGCAGUUUUGGCUCCACAUGUGAACUCACACCAGAGUUCUUAAAGAAAGUUGCGAAAUCUGAUAUUGUGAAAAAAGUUCUCUCAUGGGUUCAGUUUAAACAGCAUAAUGAUCUUAAGAAAACUGAUGGAAACAAGAGGGGAAAACUCAACAUUCCUAAACUUGAAGAGGCUAAUUUUGCUGCUACAAAUAAUUCAGACAACUGUACUUUGAUAUUGACUGAAGGAGAUUCAGCCAAAGCUUUAGCAAUGUCUGGAUUGUCUGUUGUGGGACAAGAUUACUAUGGUGUGUUUCCAUUAAAAGGUAAAUUGCUGAAUGUGAGGGAAGCAAGUCCCAAACAGUUGCAAGAAAAUGCUGAAAUUCAGAACAUUAAGAAGAUUCUUGGACUCCAACAUGGUAAAGAGUAUGACAAUGUCAAAUCUUUGAGAUAUGGUCACUUGAUGAUAAUGGCUGAUCAGGAUCAUGAUGGAUCACAUAUUAAAGGACUGUUGAUCAACUUCUUGCACUCAUUCUGGCCAUCUUUACUAAAAGUACCUGAGUUUGUACUAGAAUUCAUCACUCCAAUUGUUAAGGCUACUCAAAAGAAUAGUAACAAUGUUAUAUCCUUUUACAAUAUGCCUGAGUAUGAGGCAUGGAAGGAAAGUCUAGGGUGCAGAGUAAAGAAUUUCAAAAUAAAGUACUAUAAGGGGUUGGGAACAAGUAAUGGUAAAGAAGGAGCAGAGUAUUUUGCUGAUCUUGAUAAACAUAAGAAGGAUUUUGUUUGGGCUGAUGAUGAAGAUGGUGAUGCCAUAGAGUUGGCUUUUAGUAAGAAGAAGAUUGAAGCUAGAAAGACAUGGCUUAGAGCACUUCAGGCUGGGACAUAUUUUGAUUCAAAUGAGAAACAUAUCCCAUAUCGAGAUUUCAUCAACAAGGAGCUUAUCUUGUUUUCAAUGGCUGAUCUUCAAAGAUCCAUCCCAUCAAUGGUGGAUGGAUUAAAACCGGGUCAAAGAAAGAUUCUUUUUUGUGCUUUCAAGAAACCCAUUUUCCAAGAAGUAAAAGUGGCUCAAUUCAGUGGUUAUGUAUCUGAACACUCAGCUUAUCACCAUGGUGAAGCAAGUCUUGUGGGGACCAUCAUUGGCAUGGCUCAAAACUUUGUUGGCAGCAAUAACAUCAACCUUCUUUACCCAAGUGGCCAAUUUGGUACACGUCAGAUGGGUGGAAAAGAUCAUGCAAGUGGAAGGUAUAUUUACACUAAGCUUACACCCAUCACACGUCAUCUUUUUAACAAGGCAGAUGAACUUCUCCUCAACUACUUGAGUGAAGAUGGACAAUCUAUUGAGCCUACAUGGUAUCUUCCAAUUAUACCCAUGGUUUUGGUGAAUGGAAGUGAAGGAAUAGGGACAGGGUGGAGUACAUUUGUGCCUAAUUAUAACCCUAGGGACAUAAUUGCUAACUUGAAACGUUUAUUGAAUGGGGAAGAAAUGGUGCCAAUGGAUCCAUGGUAUAAAUGGUUCAGAGGAACAAUUCAGAAAACAGCAUCAAAGGACACUGGAUACACAACCACUGGAAUUGUUGAGGAAGAUGAGGACGAAAAUACCCUCCGCAUCACUGAGUUGCCAGUUAGAAGGUGGACACAGGAAUACAAGGAGUUUUUGGAAGUUGCUUCAACUGCUGGAAAAGACAAAGAACCUUUCAUAGAGGAAUACAAUGCUCAUAAUGACGACACAACAGUGAAUUUUCAAAUAAUAAUGACUGCUGAUCAAAUGAACAAAGCAAGACAAGAAGGGCUGUUGAAGAAAUUUAAACUCACUACUACUUUAAGCACAAGUAACAUGCACUUGUUUGAUGCAAAUGGCGUGAUAAAGAAGUAUGACACCCCUGAGCAAAUUCUUGAAGAUUUCUUUCCCCUUCGUCUUGACUAUUAUGAGAAAAGGAAGGCAACAUUGCUUCGUGAGCUAGGGAAGAUAUCAUUGACACUUGAAAACAAAGUGAGGUUUAUAAAAGAGGUUGUGGAAGGGACACUUGUCGUAAGCAACAGAAAGAAAGCUGACCUGUAUGCUGAGCUGGCAAAGAAAAAGUACACGCCGCUACCAAAAGAAGCUGUUAUCGAAGCAUCAAUUGCAGGGGCUGUUGAUCAUGUUGAAGGAAGUGAAGAGACCGAAGAGGAGGAAACAUCCGACGUGCCGAUCGAUGUAGAAGCGGCGGCGGCUGCCGCCAGCAAGACGAUUCCGGGAACGGAAUAUGAUUACUUGCUGUCAAUGGCGAUUGCGAGUUUGACUUAUGAGAAAAUGAAACAGUUGUGGAAGGAAAGAGAUGAAAAGAAGGCUGAGUUUGAUGAACUUACCAACACUCCUUCUAGAUCUUUAUGGUUGAAAGAUCUUGAUGCUCUUGAUAAACAACUCGAUGAACAAGACAAGAGAGAUGCGAAAGAUGAAGCGGAAAGAAAGAAACAGCAAGAAAAAGCAAGAGCUAAAGGUCCCGGUGGCCGGAAUGCUAGGAAGCCGGUGAGAAGGGCACCGGCGCCGAAGAAACCCGCCGUCGCCAAGGCUGAACCGAUGGAAAUAUCAGGUGGUUCUCCGGCUGAGACUGGUAAUGCUCCUGCUCCGGCUCCGGCGAAGGGGAGGGGAAAAGCGGCGGCGCAAAAGAAAGCUCCGGCGAAGAGUAAGGGGAAAUCGGUUUUGAUCGAUGAAGAAGAAGAAGAGGAAAUACCUUCGUUGGCUCAACGUAUGGCGAAGAGUAGUUUGAAUAGUGUGCAAGAUGUUGAUAAUGAUGACAUUGUUGAACUUGAAGAUCGAUUGGCUCGACAUAAUAUCGAAUCAUCUCCUGAUACAGCAGAAGUGGUGCCGAAAAAGAAACAACCGGCAAAAAGAGCUGCAGCGGCAAGGAAAAAGGCGACGACCAUUAUUUCCGAUGAUGAAGAUGAAGAUGAGGACGAAAUUGAACUGAGCGAUGAUUCUGAUUUUGAAAUUGUGAAACCGCCGUCGGAGGAGAAAAAGAGGGGGAAGAAGCCGGCGGCUGCGGCGGCGGCAAAACCACCAGCGGGAGCGACGAAGAAAAGAGGACCUGCAAAGAAAAAUCAACCAGCGGCUGGUGGGCAGAAGUUGAUUGCGGAAGUGUUGAAGCCUGUGGUGGUGGCGGAGGCGUCGCCGGAGAAGAAGGUGAGGAAGAUGAGGCCGUCGCCGUUUAAUAAGAAAAGUGGGUCGGUGUUGGGGCGGAUGAAUAAGGAUGAUGACGAUGAUGAUGAGGAGGAGAUGGUGGUGGCGGAGAGUAGUGGGGUGGUGGAGGUGGCGGCGAAAGCGAGGCCAGUGAGGGAGAACAGAAAGAAGAUGACGUAUGUGUUGAGUGAUUCCGAGGAAGAGGAUGAAGAUGACGAUGAUGCAACUGAGGAUUCUGAGUUCGAUGAUGACGAGUGAGUGAGUAGUAGUAAUGGAGGGGAUCAUCUUUUAGUUUGUAGGGAAUGGUUGGAAAAUUUAUGCUUGUUUUCCUGUGACAAUUUCUGUAGUUAAUCAUUGUGUUUGACAAUUGACAUGCAUGCAAGUACUUAUGAAGUUUAUAUAUUUCGUAGAUUCAUCGCC